AUGGAACAUCAAAUCCAGGAGAAUUCUCUUGUCGCUCAUCAUCUCAUCAAAGUACCUGUUUCUGAAGAUGAAUUUGCUGAGAUGGGAAGAAGAAUCCAAAUACUCACAAGAUGGUUAAUGCAGAUCGAUGUGAAGGGUAAUCCAACCGCAACUAAGGCAUUUUUCGAGUACGAAGCACUAGUAGAGAAGACCAUCACCUCUCUUUUCCCUUUCAUACAAAAAGGAAAUGAAUUGCCGAACAAGAAUCCCGCUUCACUCGCCAACCUCAGGAAAUCAUUUGUGCCCGGCUCCCGUGGGAUCGUUAUACCUACAGGCACAAAAACAUUCCGCUAUACAUGCCAUCUUAUCCUUAACCUCCGUUCCGUUCUCAAAUCAACAUUACCUAUACAAAUAGUAUAUGCCGGAAAUUUGGAUCUUCCACCGCAAUAUCGCUCCGCUCUUCUAUCUCUGUUCGAGACUCACAAUAUCGGGGCAAUCGAAUUCUUGGAUUUAACGAAGAUCUUGGAUGAUAUGACACUGCAAUUAUCAGAUGGGUUGAGUAAAUGGGCUGUCAAACCGUUUGCACUCCUAGCAUCAACCUUUGAACAGGUGAUUCUAGUCGACUCUGAUGCUAUUUUUCUACAGCCGCCAGAAAUCAUUUUGGAUGCGCAUGCUGCCUAUGCGGAAACAGGGACUUUAUUCUUCCAUGAUAGACUGAUUGGCAAAAGUUUAUAUAGAUAUCGUCAUGAAUUCUGGCGAUGGCAAAUGAAAGAUCACACCCCCAGCAGUACAUUUCGCAAAUCCCGAGUGAUGAAUGAAAAUUUUGGACAAGAACAGGAUUCUGGCGUGGUGGUAUUAGACAAAAGGAGAUUGGGAGUUCUUAUGGGAUUAUUGCAUGCGUAUGAGAAGGGGGAGUUGCUAUGGUUUAAUGGGGGCUUGGUGAGGAAGAAGAGUGAUGAUGAGGGGAAGAGGACCUUUAUGGAUGUGGAGGGAGAUAUGAGGUGGGCGUCGGAUGGUAAUUGGAGGUGGAACAAAUGGGGGAAUGCAUGGGAUGCGGCGUGUAUGGAGGGCGGUGUGAUUGGGAAUUUAAGUGAAGGAGUCAAGGAGAUCAUCACAGGGAGUGUAGAGGUAGCGAAGGGAGCAGAUGAUAGAUUUGCGGAGUUGAUGGGGCUGCUGGAACCGGAUGUGCUACAUAAAGAAGGAAAACAUGAGACAUCCGUUGGUGGAGUUGAAAGAGCAGAUGACUGGAGUGUUUAA
Messenger RNA from Botrytis porri, 1236 nucleotides. RefSeq lists its product as uncharacterized. Gene Ontology annotation, molecular function: alpha-1,3-mannosyltransferase activity. Gene Ontology annotation, biological process: protein O-linked glycosylation. The coding region runs from base 1 to 1236 and encodes 411 amino acids. Gene Ontology annotation, cellular component: Golgi apparatus. Lineage: Eukaryota; Fungi; Ascomycota; Leotiomycetes; Helotiales; Sclerotiniaceae. The record is from RefSeq and is a predicted model, not a curated record. The transcript is spliced from 2 exons.